AUGGAACAAAGACGUCUUUCUGAUAGUGCAUCAUUUCGAUUAUCAAAUCAUAAUUUAUAUUAUCCUGGUGAAUUUAAUACUAAUGAAUCAUAUAUGUUAAAACAAAAAAAUUCAUCAUUAAAUAUGCUUUUGGAUUCAACAAGUUCAAUGAUGCGUACAGCUUCAACAACAUUUCAUUGUCUUAUUGGAUCAGCACGUCGAGCAUCAUAUUGUGGUCAACCUGAUCCAACAAUUCAAUUAUCACCACGUGGUAAUAGUGGUUCACUUUAUUUACUUCCUACAACAGCUAAUUCAAAUGAAUCAUCAUUAUCAAAUGCAUCAUAUGAAGAACAACGACGUACAGUAACUAUAUAUGAUGGUAGAAUUCCAACUCCAUCAACACCACCAACAAUUCCAUUUGAACUUAUGACACCUAUUGAUCUUAUAACUCAAACAAUAGAAGAUCCAGUUGAAUCAUUUGUUCAAAUUGUACUUGAAGAACCUGAUGAUCGACCACCAAUAAUACCACCUGUAUCAUCACCAUCAUUAUCAUCACUUAGAAAUUCAUCAUCUCGUCAUCGACAUCGUAGUAAUUCACCAAAAUCAUUAUCAUCAAUAAAUGGACGUUUAUCAACAUCAGAAAAUAAAUUAACUGAUACAAAAAUAUCAUCAACUACAGAAAUAUCUAAUACAAUAGAAACUUAUUAUCAACCACCUGAUGUUGUUGAACCAAUGGAUUUUUCAUUUCUUGAACCAGUACUUCGAGGUGAAAGUGCUGCACCACCAUUAACACGUACUCAAAAAUUACGACAAAUUUCAUCACAAAAUAGUUCAAUAAGUGAAGAUUCAGCUAUUGAUCUUCGUUCUCCAUCACGUACAAUAACUAUUGUUACUGAUGAUUUAAAAUCACCAGAAUUAUUUAUUAAUGUUAAUUAUGAUAAUAAUUUAAUAACUAAUUCAACUAUAUCAUCUUCUCGUUUAAAAGUACCAUCUCCCGAUUGA
This is a messenger RNA of Rotaria sp. Silwood1, 981 nucleotides long. NCBI's taxonomy places the organism in Eukaryota, Metazoa, Rotifera, Eurotatoria, Philodinida, Philodinidae. The record is from the annotation of a GenBank genome assembly.